UAAAUUUAAUUCAUGGGGCGUGUUUGAACUUUGAUGUGGCAUUAGUAAAGUGUAAAGUUUGAGUGACUAUUGUAUUUAUUAAGAAAUAUCGAUGUAUAAGACGAGGACUUAUCAUGAAUAUACAUAUUUUAGCCUACGUAUGUAUGUAGUAUGUGUAAUGUUGUUGUAGUGAACGGCAUUUUGACGGGUUUCUCAGUUAUGCGCUACGUCACGACACACCUCCUUCGCCAAGUCAUGCUGAUUUAUAGUUUAUACAUAGAACGGAGAUUGCACGUGACACACCUCCCGUAUGCACCUCGUGACGUGAUGUGGCGAUGCCUUCGUCUUUCUCGACCUGCAGCAACAACCGGCAGACCGGUUAAUAGGAAUUUUUGUUUAAAUAACCUUGUGCAACACUUCUAUGCUUGUUUACGGUGUCAGGCGGAAAGUAAAAAAGAUUAUUAUGGGAAACAGGAUUGCGUAGUAGUUUGGGGGGAGUGCAAUCAUUCCUUUCAUUACUGCUGCGUUUCGUUGUGGGUGAAGCAAAAUAAUCGAUGUCCUCUUUGUCAGCAAGAAUGGUCGAUUCAACGAAUGGGGAAGUAACUCCAAUGGUUUUUAAUAAUUAUUAUUUUACGGCGUACUUACAGUGAUUUUAUGAAUUGUAGCACCACUUAAUUUUUAUAAUUUUAUAGCUA
Messenger RNA from Agrilus planipennis (emerald ash borer), 674 nucleotides. RefSeq names its product RING-box protein 2 (gene Roc2). Gene Ontology annotation, cellular component: Cul5-RING ubiquitin ligase complex; nucleus. Gene Ontology annotation, biological process: protein ubiquitination; ubiquitin-dependent protein catabolic process. The transcript is spliced from 2 exons. Gene Ontology annotation, molecular function: zinc ion binding; cullin family protein binding; ubiquitin protein ligase activity. The coding region runs from base 151 to 582 and encodes 143 amino acids. The record is from RefSeq and is a predicted model, not a curated record. Lineage: Eukaryota; Metazoa; Arthropoda; Insecta; Coleoptera; Buprestidae.